Molecule: messenger RNA, 2347 nt
Organism: Zophobas morio
Lineage: Eukaryota; Metazoa; Arthropoda; Insecta; Coleoptera; Tenebrionidae
Gene: Elp2
Product: elongator complex protein 2
Exons: 7
Coding region: 51-2333 (760 amino acids)
Biological process (GO): tRNA wobble uridine modification
Cellular component (GO): elongator holoenzyme complex
Molecular function (GO): protein binding
Source: RefSeq, a predicted model, not a curated record
UGACAUCUUGAUUUGACAAGUGACGUUAGAGGUUAUGUUUUCGCUAAGAAAUGAUGGAAAAAAUCAAACACGAAGUUUCUUACGUCUCCUGCAACUGUAAUCAGACGCCGACGGCGGCACAUUGGGGCCAAAAUAAUCUUGUUUGUUAUGCGGCAUGCAACUCUGUCUUGAUUUACGAUCCUAAAUGGGGUUCUGGUGGUAAAGUUGUAGCAACGUUAAUAGGUCACACAAAGCGUGUUAAUACAGUCCGAUGGUUGAGUGGAUCUAGCGACAAAAAUGAACUCGUUUCGGGGUCGACUGAUCAUACCGCUGUCGUGUGGAGUUGUAGGGAGGGCGUAUACAACCCUUAUACACUCAAAGCUCACGAGAGUACGGUUAAUUUAGUCGACGGUGUGUACAAAAAAGAGGGUACUGUGGUGGUUACAGUUGGGAUGGAUUCAACUGUAAAAAUUUGGUUUCGGAAUUUGGACACAGACGGGUUUGCCUUAUCGCAGAAUAUAAACAAUGGAUAUUCCAUUUGCGUGGGUGUGAGAAUCUCACGUUUUCCACAUACAGAUGGUUUAAUUUUGGCGUGUGCUAUGGACAAUUCUAAAAUUGAUCUCUACAUUGAAGAUGGAGAGUUUUCGCAUUCACUGACUUUAAAAGGGCACGAGGAUUGGGUUCGAGGGUUAGACUUCACCACAGAAAAGGACGAUUUGAUAUUGGCAUCUUCUUCUCAGGAUUGUUAUAUACGCUUGUGGCGUAUGACCCCCCAUAAGUCGGACACGCCUUCUGACAAUAUAAUCAAAACAAAAACUACCACAUACAGGGUGUACACAGACUCAAUUCUGUCAGGACAUGAGGGGUGGAUUUACUCAGUCGACUGGAAUCCUGCAAUACCUCAGUUACUAUCCUCUUCUUUAGACAAGUCAAUGAUAAUAUGGGAAUUAGAUCCCGACAGCAAUCUCUGGGUCGAAAAAGUCCGUGUCGGGGAAGUGGGUGGCAACACGUUGGGUUUCUAUGGCGGCGUUUUUAGCCCUGACGGUACCAGCAUUCUAGCUCAUAGCUAUAAUGGAGCUUUCCACAUAUGGACUAACGAAGGUGGAGAGUGGAGCGCUUGCGUCACAAUAGGCGGGCAUUUUAGCGAGGUCACUGACAUGUCAUGGGAACCCCAAGGAGCGUUUUUAGUGACCGUGUCAUCUGAUCAAACUUCUAGAAUACAUGCGCCAUGGUCAAAUUUGGGAAAAGAGGCUACGUGGCACGAAAUAGCGCGGCCUCAGAUCCACGGCUAUGAUAUGAGUUCCAUUGCAAUUAUGUCAAAGUAUCAGUUUGCUUCGUCAGCAGAAGAAAAAGUGAUUAGGACGUUUCGGGCUCCUAGAAAUUUUGUCGAGAAUUUUUCGCGCAUUUGUGAUGUGGCUGAUGAUGGAGGAGGGACUAGUGGACCUAAAGGAGCCUCUGUACCGUCUCUGGGGUUGUCAAAUAAGGCUGUGUUUAGCAGUGAAAGUGAAGGAGGGAGUGACGAUUCGCAUUUUACUGCUGUGACGCUUACAGAACCACCCACCGAGGAAACUCUCCUGCAAAACACCCUCUGGCCAGAAAUUCAAAAACUCUACGGCCACGGUUACGAAGUCUACUCGUUGGCGUCAUCUCCGGACGGCCAAUUUCUAGCUUCAGCUUGCAAAGCCACAACCUCAGAACACGCCGCUAUACUACUCUGGGACACCGCAACUUGGAAACAAAUCCAAAAGCUCGUCUCCCACACUUUAACAGUGGCGCAAAUUUCCUUCUCCCCCAAUUCCGUACAUCUCCUAUCGGUUUCCAGAGACAGACGGUGGUCUCUGUUUACGAGAAAUUCCCAAAAUUUAUUCGAACUGGUAGCUACGACGGACAAGAAAACUUCGAUACAUUCAAGAAUAAUCUGGUGCUGCAGUUGGACACACGACUCUUUGUAUUUUGCCACCGGCUCUAGAGACGGGAAGGUGGUCGUGUGGCGAAAGAACGAACACAAGGAGGAGAAGGGGAUUUUGGGAGAGUACGAAGCUGCGUCCAAACAUUUGGAACUGAAAGGCGAAUCUGUGACGGCAGUUGCAUUCGCACCGAAGUGCGUUUUGGGGGGUUAUUUACUGGCUGUGGGACUCGAAGUGGGAGUUAUUCGUUGUUAUAAAUGGACGUCAGCAGGAUGGGAAAAUCUUGUCAUUUUAGAUAGAAACUUGGCCCACCACCUGUCGGUGAAAAGGUUGGCCUUUAGACCCUUCACCGUUGAAACGAGAGCCAAAAAUGACGACAACAUUCUACAACUGGCGAGUUGCGGGAGCGACCAUGUCGUCAGACUGCACGAUUUUUUAAUAAAUUAAUAUUUAAGGAGCAA